UCGAAUAUGGGGAAUUCAGGCAUGAGCAGUGCCAAUAUGAGUGGACAUAUGAUGGGCCAACAUGGCAUGACUUCUGUCGGAAUGAAUAAUAGUGGAUGGGUGGGCCAGGCAUGCCGCCUAACUCUGGGAUGGGUGGUGGAUCAUCAAUGUCUAAUAUGAGUGGCCCUACAAUGAACACGGUAAACCCGAUAUCCAGCAGCAGCAUGGCUGGUCCUCCUAAUGUGAGCACGAAUAUGGUUCCUGCUUCAUUGGCUGGCCCUAAUAUGGGCGGCUCAUCAAUGGCUGGACUUUCAACAGGUGGGCCAGUAAACUUGCCAAAUAUGGGUGGGCCUAAUACCAGUGUUCUGCCCAACUCCUCUGGACAACCUCAAGUGGAUGGGGAGCAGUCUUCUCAGCAAGCAGGUGGCUACAACUCAUCAGGAGGAAGCAUGAAUACCCCCACCCCUGGGGGCCCCAAACAGACCCCCUUCACCGCAUCACAACUACACCAACUCAGGGCCCAAAUCGUGGCCUACAAGUACCUGGCACGCAGUCAGAAUAUCCCAGACAAUAUCAAGAUGGGAGUAGAGGGAAAACGCCCAUUUAGGCCAGACCCUAGUCAGAUGCAACCUCGACCUAACCAGCCAGGACCUGCAGGAAGUGGUCCCAGUGUGGGCCCGAGCCCUCAGCCAUCACAACCACCGCCCCCUAGCCAGCCACCACCGCCACCCUCAGUACAGGCAAUGAUCUCCUUGCAGCAGAAGCAGAACCGCAUCGCCCCUGUGGCCAAGCCUGUGGGCAUAGACCCUAUUGAGACCCUCAAGGAAAGAGAGCACAGAUUGGCGGGUCGAAUCUCACACCGUAUCCUAGAACUGGAGAAUCUGUCUGCUACUAUGGCAGAGGAUCUGAGAACUAAAGCCAUGAUAGAGCUGCGGGCUCUACGGCUGCUCAAUUUCCAGAGACAGUUGCGAUCUGAAGUCGUCUCUUAUAUGAGAAGGGACACAACUCUGGAGACGGCCUUGAAUACCAAGGCAUACAAACGUAGCAAACGUCAAUCUCUGCGCGAGGCUCGUGUCACAGAGAAACUGGAGAAACAGCAGAAACUUGAGCAAGAGCGCAAAAAGAGACAGAAGCACCAGGAAUAUCUGAAUGCAAUUCUGCAGCAUGCUAAAGAUUUCAAGGACUUCCAUCGUAAUAUUUCUGGCAAAGUGAGCAAGGUGAAUCGUGCAGUGAUGAUUUACCAUGCUAACACAGAACGGGAGCAGAAGAAGGAACAGGAACGCAUCGAAAAAGAGCGAAUGCGGCGUCUUAUGGCUGAAGAUGAAGAAGGCUACAGGAAGCUGAUUGACCAGAAGAAGGACAGAAGGUUGGCCUAUCUGCUCCACCAGACAGAUGAGUUCAUCCAUAACCUUACCAAGCUGGUACAGCAACACAAACUGGAUCAGAGAAAGAAAUUCAAGAAGAAGAAAAAGGUUCCCAAGAAGGAGGAUAGUGGUGAGGCACUGAAGGAAGGGAUGAUGGAUGAGGCCUCCACAACUAGUGAGAUCAGAGUACAUGUGGUAGAGACAGCCACAGGCAAAAUGCUGUCCGGUGACGAGGCUCCACUAGCCAGUCAGGUGGAAGCAUGGCUGGAGAUGCAUCCAGGGUAUGAGGUGGCCCCUCGUGACAGUGGGGAGGACUCGGAUGGGGACUCAGAGGACAGUGAGGAGCAAGAGGAAGAGACUAGAGAGGCGGAGAAGCCAGUAGAACAGCCCAUGGAUGACGUUGAGCUCAAAGUGGACGUGUCACGGGAGGAUGAUGAUGAGUAUAGACAUGACCUACAGAAUUAUUACAACAUCGCCCACACCAUUCGUGAGCAGAUCUCAGGACAGGCCAGUAUCAUGGUGUAUGGCAAACUCAAGGAGUAUCAGGUGAAAGGGUUGGAGUGGAUGGUGUCCCUGUACAACAACAACUUGAAUGGUAUCCUGGCUGAUGAGAUGGGCUUAGGAAAGACUAUCCAGACCAUUGGCCUCAUCACCUACCUGAUGGAGAAGAAAAAAGUCAACGGUCCUUUCCUGAUUAUAGUCCCUCUGUCAACACUUUCCAACUGGAUGCUGGAGUUUGAUAGGUGGGCACCAUCUGUUAUUAAAGUGCCGUACAAAGGAUCUCCCAACAUCAGGCGAAAUCUCAACCCUUUGCUGCGAUCAGGAAAGUUCAAUGUACUGUUGACGACAUACGAGUACAUCAUCAAGGACAAGUCAGUUCUGUCAAAGAUCCGCUGGAAGUACAUGAUAAUAGAUGAGGGUCACAGGAUGAAGAACCACCACUGUAAGCUGACCCAGGUUCUCAACACCCACUACACUUCUCCCCAUCGCCUUCUGCUGACUGGCACCCCCCUACAGAACAAACUUCCAGAGCUAUGGGCUCUGCUGAAUUUCUUGUUGCCUGGAAUUUUCAAGUCCUGUGCUACAUUUGAGCAGUGGUUCAAUGCUCCAUUUGCCAUGACUGGAGAAAAGGUGGAACUGAACAAUGAGGAAACCCUCUUGAUCAUUCGUCGUCUACACAAAGUGUUGCGUCCAUUCCUUUUGAGACGCUUAAAGAAAGAGGUGGAGUCACAGUUACCAGAAAAGGUGGAGUAUGUGAUCAAAUGUGAGAUGUCCGCCCUCCAGCGCCUUCUCUACAGACACAUGCAGAGUAAAGGAGUCCUGCUGACUGAUGGAUCAGAAAAAGACAAGAAGGGUAAGGGUGGAGCUAAGCAGCUGAUGAACACGCUGAUGCAGUUGAGAAAGAUCUGUAACCACCCAUUCAUGUUUCCACACAUCGAGGAGGCCAUUGCUGAGCAUGUGGGCAUAUCGGGAGGCAUUAUCUCAGGCCCUGACCUGUAUCGUAGUGGAGGGAAGUUUGAAUUACUGGACAGAAUUCUGCCCAAGCUGAAGGUGCGCAAUCAUCGUGUGCUGCUCUUCUGUCAGAUGACCUCAUUGAUGAGUAUCAUGGAGGACUACUUUGUGUACAGAGGGUUCAGGUACCUGCGUCUGGAUGGUACCACCAAAUCUGAGGACCGAGGCCACCUACUUGAGCUCUUCAAUGCCCCUGGCUCUCCAUACUUCAUCUUUCUACUGAGUACCCGUGCUGGAGGCUUGGGGCUCAACCUCCAGGUGGCUGACACCGUCGUCAUCUUUGACUCAGACUGGAACCCUCAUCAGGAUCAACAAGCUCAAGACAGGGCUCACCGUAUUGGUCAGCAGAAUGAGGUGAGAGUGCUGCGCUUGAUGAGUGUGAACUCUGUGGAGGAGAAGAUUCUGGCUGCUGCUCGCUACAAACUCAACGUGGAUGAGAAGGUCAUUCAAGCAGGCAGGUUUGAUCAGAAGUCCACAGGCUCCGAGAGGAGACAACUCCUACAAGACAUCCUGUCAAAAGACAAUGAUGAUGAAGAGGAUGAAGAUGAGGUGCCAGAUGAUGAAACCAUCAACCAAAUGUUGGCCAGAACAGAAGAAGAGUUUGAUCUCUACCAGCGGAUGGAUUUGGAGCGUCGCAGGGAGAGCUCGCGUGAUGCCAAACGUAAACCUCGUUUGAUGGAAGAGGAUGAGCUGCCUCAGUGGCUGCUUAAGGAUGAACAGGAGGUGGAGAGGUUGACAUUUGAGGAUGAAGAAGACAAGAUGUUUGGGCGUGGCUCACGACAGAGGAAGGAGAUUGACUACUCUGAUCAGCUGACUGACAAGCAGUGGCUAAGGGCGAUUGAAGAUGGAAAUCUAGAUGAGGUGUCCGAGAGGAGGAGGUCAACAAAGAAAUCCAAGAAGAGGAAGUCUGACCCGGAUGAUGGAGACAAGAAGACGCAAAAGAAACGUCGAGGACGUCCUCCAGUAGAAAAACCAAGUCCUAAUCCUCCCAAACUGACCCGCAACAUGAAGAAACUGCUGGACUUUGUCAUUAACUACAGAGAUAGGUCCGUUACCGGUGAUGACCGCAUCCUAAGCCAGGUCUUCAUGCAGCUGCCCUCACGGAAGGUCAUUCCAGACUACUAUGAUGUCAUCAAGAAACCUGUGGAUUUCAGAAAGAUUAAGUCUCGUAUUAAGGAGCAUCGUUAUCGCAGCCUGGAUGACCUGGAGAAGGAUGUCAUGUUACUAUGUAAGAAUGCUCAGACGUACAACGUGGAAGGGUCUGUGAUAUACGAGGACUCCAUUGUGCUGCAGUCAGUGUUCACAAGUGCCCGAGAGAGGCUGGAGAAGGGGGGUCAGUUCCCGUCUGACGAUGAGAGUGGGAGUGACGGGGAGGAUGUAGAGGGGGAGGGAGAGAGGGCAGAAGAGGAGGAAGAAGAGGAGAAUGGAGGCGAGGAAGACGAUGAAGAUGGUCAGUCUGUGAGGAUGAAGAUCAGGCUGGGCAAAGACAGUGCUAAGAAGAGUCAGGAGAAGAGCCGUCGUCGCAAGUCACGUCAGAUGAAGGCCAAGCCUGUGAUCAGUGACGAGGAUGAGUCUGAGGACUCAGGAGGAGAACAAUCUGAUGGAAGCGAGGCUGGGCCAAGUUCAAGAAGUUCAUCAAGAGUUUCCUCCCCUGCUCCCGGAAGUCAUCGCAAAAGACGUGAAGAAUGGAAAUACUAAGCGUCUUUCUCUUGGUGCAAAGUCAUUCUUGGAAUGACUUAGCUCAGCAAUUUUAUGUUCAUGUCACAUCACUUCCUGAUCAGUACAUCUUUGGAGCAGCUUGAUAGUUUACUAAGUUGGUAAUUAUAUUCAUGUAACCCUGGUGUCUAUAACUUAUCUGUCGGUGAAGGAAAUUUUUUGUGAAAGCAGAUUGUCACUAUGUAAACUGUUAAUUUACCUUGUGGUAUACUGUAUUGUUCACUGACAGGCGAGGUGCCGACAUCAUUCAGUGAUGAAGAGUGAAAUAAAAAAAUGCAGCGAAAUGUUCAGUUCACACAAAUUAGCCACAAUUUUCAUGCCCUCAUCAUGUCAUUCAUGUAGAGUUAUGUACACUUCGCUUUACACUUUGUGAAUAUUGGCCCCAAGUGAAAGAACUGUGUUCUCACAUACAUGUGUAUUUUCAUUGUGAAAAUUUGUCAACCGAAUCAAAUCAAGUUUUUCGUUGAAGUGUGACUUUUCAAGCAAUCAAAUGUUUUGAACCAUUUCUUCUGGAAAAAUUUCAACAUUGAUGAUAUAUAUAUAUAUAUAU
Molecule: messenger RNA, 5121 nt
Organism: Liolophura sinensis
Lineage: Eukaryota; Metazoa; Mollusca; Polyplacophora; Chitonida; Chitonidae
Product: transcription activator BRG1-like
Exons: 32
Coding region: 96-4553 (1485 amino acids)
Biological process (GO): regulation of DNA-templated transcription
Cellular component (GO): nucleus
Molecular function (GO): histone binding; ATP binding
Source: RefSeq, a predicted model, not a curated record